UCAGCGCGUGAGGGGAGCCGCUCAACUUCCAAGUUUUCCUCCGUUCCCGAAGACGGACGUCGGAGCGCCUCGCUGGCGGCAGGUGCGGAGCGGGCGGCGGCGGUAGGCUCACGGGCUGAGGUGCGGCGCUCUGCAGCCGGAGGUGCGGAAAAUUUGACCUGAAUCUACAAACUAAUGAAGAAAUGAAAGGACAGAACAUAUCAGCUGUCACGAUCUGUUUACUUUACAUCAGUGCUACACUUUGGGGUUUUACGGAACAGGAAGAAGUAACAGGGCUGUUUUCUGAGGAUUGCAUCCUCCCUUGUCGUUUCCCACCUGGGCAAGAUGAAGUAAUUCACUGGAGCAAAGAGAACAGAAAUGUGCACAGUUACUACCAGCAGAAGGAUCAUCUGGAAGAGCAAGAUCCACAUUACAGACUCAGAACACACCUUUUCCAUGAGAACAUUCCUAGUGGAAAUGCCUCCUUGAAAAUUAGUAACCUGACCAUGACUGAUGAGGGCUCAUACACCUGCUACGUGGGAACAGCACAAUAUCGAACGGAAGUGGAAGUGCAGCUACGUGUAAAAGCUCCUUCUUCUUACGCACUGGAAUACCAAAAUACAAACACAGAAAGGAGACUGAAGUGCUAUGCUUUUCUCACUUAUCCAGCACCAGCUAUAUCUUGGGUACAGGGCAAUAUAUCCAUCCAAGAGACAGAUCGGGAGCAAACUAGGAAUGGAGCUCUCUAUUCUCUUAGAAGUGACAAGGACAUUAUGAAUGUGACAGAUACUUACUACUGUCAUAUUCGUUUGGAUCAUGAAGUGUGGGCCGCUGAAUGGAAGAUGCAAGACCACCUGACUACGACGGAAGGAGAGAGCACCAUAAUUCCUUGUGAACACGGCCAUGACCCUGCAAGCACUGAUGGUUUCAGCGUUGUCUGGACAUUACACAGAAAUGGAGUGACCUCAGACCUGGCCUCCUUCAAUGGCACAUCUCUCUCCUACCAGCCUCAAGUCCAGGUUAACGAAAAUGACUUUUCACUGAGGCUGGAUCAUCUUACUGCAGACGACAGUGGAGAAUAUCUGUGUAAUAUUUCAACACCUCUCUACACAAAACUUGCUGUGACAACUUUGCACGUCAAAAAUUCAGGUAACACUGGGAAAAGUGUUGUGUUGGCAGUACUUGUUGCAGUGGCAAUAGCAGUGGCAAUAGCAGCGGUACUUUGCUAUCUCAAGAAAAAAAGGAAGAGAGGAGUCAUAUGAACACCUUGACAUACAGGAAGAAAACAGCUCUCUGCACACAGACACUACUGACACUGGUGAUGAACAAAGAGUUCCUCCACCUCCCCCUUUGAGUUACAGUAAGAGCCACAUGGAAAUGUGAUUUUCUGAGCAACACUAAUGGACAAAUGGGGAGGAAGAAAAGUCAAUGGACACUUGUAUGUGAAAAGUCAUGGAGCAGGGCAUCUCACCCCCCACAUGAGCUUAUCUGUUGCAUUUUAACUGGUGAGUUAACUCUAACCAUGCGGGUUACCCAGGCCAGUCCUGACGAGGUGUCCGCAAAUCCGAACGGGUUUCCCCGGACGCUGCGUCCAGCUCCCACAGCCAACCUUCUGCCUGUGCCCAAAUGUAGUAAUAAUGUGUCCUCACCAAUGAGAGACAGGAGUGCUCGCUGUAUGACAGCUCACCAGAGUUUAUUGGAGGAGAAUCCAAGGGUACAGACGUCGUGGAGAGGGGCAGGAAGGAUCAGGUGAUGAAAGGAGGAGGUGGGAAAGAAGUAGGGUGACAACUGCUGGUGAGGGAAUCAGGCACACUGAACUAGGAGCUGAUCACACUGCACCUGACAGGCAAAACCCCCAGCCCCGUCAGUGGAGGUGGAUACAACGUAUAUAAAGUGGGGAGGAAUAGGAGGGGUCAGGGUACAAUUCAGCCAAUGGGAAGGUAGGACAGGGGAGGAGUUGGGAUGGUGUACUGUAGAGCACACCAAUAAGAAGCAGGAAGGGAGUGACAAGAACUGGGGAGACCAAUAACAAAGCUGAGGAUACAGAACUUUCUAGAAAGUGGGGAUGACUGACACAUGAUCAUUUGCUUGUGGGAGUGAGGGAUCAUGGGAAAGUGAGCCACUCUCUCACCAUGAGUUACACGUAGGAAUCUUCCCAUGGCAUCCCAGGAGUGCUGUCCCCAGCACCGACUCCCCCAAAACCAGACAGAGCUGCCUUGUAGUAAGUUAUUUGGCACCAUGGGAUUACCAUCUGUAAAGACAAACUGGAAUUCUGACUGACAGAACCUGCCUUUACAAACUAUAUAAGCUACAUCAAACUUUGACAAAUCAGAAAUCUUCUGCACAUUUUCCUGGAAACGUGGAAUUUCUCCUCAGAGCAGGGUUGCCUGUUUUGCGGUUAUUCCUCUGGAGGCUAUUUUUUUUGCUAGUUUUAAUAUAGGUAUGUUGAUAUCAUGCACUGUUUUGUGUAAUCUACUGGUAGUUCUUUUGUUUUAUACUAUGUCAGAAUUAACUCAGGUUAAGACCUUUCAUGUGUUACCUCCUGUCUGUUCAAUAAAUAACUCAUUUUCUAAAUAGACCUGAUCUGCCAUCCUUAGAACCUGCGGGCCAGAGUGAUUUAUUAAAUUUAAGCUGUUGCCAAAAAUCUGAGGCUAAGGCAAGGCUUGUGUGAAGCUCCCAUUUGUCCUGUGACAAGUCAACAUGCAAAAUUUGAUUUCCUAAAGGGACAAAGAAGUUUCCAGAGAAGAAGAAAUCCCUAAAUUUUGAGGGUUUUUUGGGUUUGUUUUUUUUUCAGAGUGAGGGGAAGAGAGCUUACUGGUUUUCAUUUAAUUUAGUAUUUUAUUUUAUAGACCAUGUCUGCUGUCGACAGUGGAAGUCCAAGCCCCACAGAGUGCGCUGGGCUGGCAGUGGUGGGGGAGCAGAGAAGUGUCCAAGUGGGAGCAGCUGUGGGGAACAAAACAGUGGCAGACUGAGGUGUGAGAAGCUGAAUGCUGCCAAACACAGCCUAGCACAGCGGUCUGGAAAAUGGGCCAUGGUCCAGCUUUUGGGGGUUUAUCCAUCAUUGUUCUCCAUUGUCUUGGGCUUAGGGAUAGGAAAUGUUAGCAGUGGGAGCCUCCCCCACCUGCUUUUGUCCUGGGGGCCACAUGGUGUGUGGAAAUGGUUGCCACCUUGUCUUAGUCUGGAAAAACACAUGGAGCAGGCAGCACUGGAAUGGCUUCCAUUUUGUCCUUGUCCCAGGGGACCACAUGGACAUGACCUAUGGGGAGUGUCUGCCAUCUUGUCUUUGUCCCAGUAGCCACAUAGAACUAAGUUGAAGUGGUGAACAUGUUUGUGUGGGUAAAGCAUCUCUUCUUGUAUACUUUUGUUAUUUACAUUGUUGCUCUUUGCUUUCAGUAAAUUAUCUCAACCCCCAGUCCCUGCUUUUGUCUCUCUCUUACCAGAAAGGGGUGGGGGGAAGGGGAGUGGCUUAUUUGGAGUUUCAUUUUCUGGCUGGUGUUAAACCACCAGAGACCAGCUCCCUGUUUAAAGGCAAGAAAGAUUGAAGAUAAUUCUUUAUUUCUGAGCCACAGGGAGGGUCCCUUGACACCAUCUCCUGUGCCUGUCCUGCAGCUGGUAAAGAGAAGUCCCUUAACUGGUGGUAGUGGAAGCUUAUAAAUAUUGACUGUUCAUAUGGAACUCUUUACUUUCUCUUCUCCAAAACUCAGGGUCUUACAGGCAGGACAAAUGGAAGCGGGGUUUUUCCAGCUUUAAGGGCUGUCCCUUCCACAGGUUUAAUCUGUGCUGCUGUCCUGGUCCUAACUGGAACAGGGAUUUUUUUGCAAUAGCCAUGAGGGGAUAUGACCAGAACCCCACUUCAUUGGGUGUGGGAGUGGGGAGAGGGACUGUGUGUGGUAAAAGGAGUUCCUUCAAGGAGGGGUCCAUGGUGAGCAUUUCUGCAUGUGCAUCGCCUUCUCUUUUGUAUAGUU
This is a messenger RNA of Passer montanus (Eurasian tree sparrow), 3944 nucleotides long. RefSeq names its product HERV-H LTR-associating 2 (gene HHLA2). NCBI's taxonomy places the organism in Eukaryota, Metazoa, Chordata, Aves, Passeriformes, Passeridae. Gene Ontology annotation, cellular component: external side of plasma membrane. The transcript has 8 exons. Bases 183 to 1241 code for a protein of 352 amino acids. The record is from RefSeq and is a predicted model, not a curated record. Gene Ontology annotation, biological process: immune response; positive regulation of T cell proliferation; cell surface receptor signaling pathway.